Cuculus canorus (common cuckoo) is the source of this 3798-nucleotide messenger RNA. RefSeq names its product sodium channel epithelial 1 subunit gamma (gene SCNN1G). The record is from RefSeq and is a predicted model, not a curated record. Bases 49 to 2358 code for a protein of 769 amino acids. Gene Ontology annotation, molecular function: ligand-gated sodium channel activity. The transcript has 12 exons. Lineage: Eukaryota; Metazoa; Chordata; Aves; Cuculiformes; Cuculidae. Gene Ontology annotation, cellular component: membrane. Gene Ontology annotation, biological process: sodium ion transmembrane transport.
GCCGGGAGCAGCGGGAGCAGUAGCAACAGCGGCAGCAACAGCAGCAGCAUGGCCCCGCCGGGCGGGCGGGAGCGGCGCCGCGAAACCCCGCUGCACGGGACCGGCGGGGCAGGCAGGGACCCCGCGGGGGCCGGGGUGGGAUGGAGAGACCGGGCAGGGUCCGGUGCGACGGGACGGGAUGGGGCAGGAUGGAAGGAUCCUGCGGAGUCCGGUGCGACAUGGAAGGACCCGUCGGGAUCUGGUGCGACGGGACAGAACCGAGCGGGAUGGAGGGACCCGUCGGGGUCCGGUGAGACGGGACAGAACCGAGCGGGAUGGAGGGACCCGUCGGGGUCCGGUGAGACGGGGCAGAACCGAGCGGGAUGGAAGGACCCGUCGGGGUCCGGUGCGGCGGGCCGAGCCGCAGCCGGGAAGGCAAAGAUCGCGGCGCGGCUGAAGCGGACGCUGCCGGUGCGGGGCCCGCAGGCGCCCACGCUGAGCGAGCUGAUGCGGUGGUACUGCCUCAACACGAACACUCACGGAUGCCGCCGCAUCGUGGUGUCCCGCGGCCGCCUGCGCCGCCUGCUCUGGAUCCUGCUGACCCUCAGCGCCGUGGGGCUUAUCCUCUGGCAGUGCGCCGAGCUGCUCCUCAACUACUACAGCGCCUCGGUCUCCGUCACCGUCCGGUUCCAGAACCUGCCCUUCCCCGCCGUCACCAUCUGCAACAUCAACCCCUACAAGUACAGUUCCAUGAAAGACUAUUUAUCUGAAUUGGACAAGGAGACAAAAAAAGCCUUGGAGACUUUCUACGGGUUUUCAGAGGGCAAGUCCAAGGUGCGCCGGGCGGCUGAUGAGUGGAACAGCACAGAGAGCGACUUCUUCAAACACAUCCCCCUGCUGAAGUUUGAAGACUUCUCCAAGACAGCAAUUGACCUCCGCAGUGGCCAGAAGAGGAAAAUAGAGGGCAGUGUCUUUCACAAGGACUCGUCCAUAGUCAACUCUGGGGAUUCAAAUGAUAUUAUUGGCUUUCAGCUGUGUGAUGCAAACAACAGCAGUGACUGUGCUCUGUAUACGUUCAGUUCGGGAGUUAAUGCCAUCCAGGAGUGGUACAAACUGCAUUACAUGAACAUCAUGGCUCAAAUUCCCCUGGAGACUAAAGAAAGAUUGAGUUAUUCUGCUGAUGACCUUAUACUGACAUGUUUCUUUGAUGGCCUAUCUUGUGACAAAAGGCACUUCACUCGUUUCCACCACCCCCUGCAUGGCAACUGCUACACCUUCAACAGCGGGGAAAACGGGAUGAUCCUCAGGACCUCCACUGGCGGCAGCGAGUACGGGUUGCAGGUUGUCCUCUACAUAGACGAAGCAGACUACAACCCCUUCCUGGUGACAUCAACAGGAGCCAAGAUCAUAGUCCAUGACCAGAAUGAAUAUCCCUUCAUUGAGGACAUCGGCACAGAAAUAGAGACUGCGGCAGCCACCUCCAUAGGGAUGCACUUUACUCGGUCUCGCAAGCUGAGCAAACCCUACAGUGACUGCACGGAGACUGGUGCCGACAUACCCGUAGAAAAUCUGUAUAACAAGAGCUAUUCCCUCCAGAUCUGCCUGCACUCCUGCUUUCAGAAGGCCAUGGUGGACUCAUGUGGCUGUGCCCAGUACGCGCAACCCUUACCUGCUGGGGCAGAGUACUGCAACUACAAGAAAAACCCCAACUGGAUGUACUGCUACUACAGGCUGCAUGAGAAGUUCGUGAAGGAGCAGCUGGGCUGCCAGCAAAUCUGCAAAGACGCCUGCAGCUUCAAGGAGUGGGCGCUCACCACCAGCAUCGCCCAGUGGCCAUCCACUGUGUCCGAGGACUGGAUGCUUCGAGUUCUCUCCUGGGACAAAGGGCAGAAAAUCAACAAGAAGCUGAACAAGACGGACCUCGCCAACCUCAUGGUGUUCUACAAAGACCUGAAUGAGAGAUUCAUUUCGGAGAAUCCUACCAACACGCUCGUCAUUCUUCUUUCCAACUUUGGAGGCCAGCUGGGCCUUUGGAUGAGCUGCUCAGUUGUUUGCGUCAUUGAGAUCGUUGAGGUCUUCUUCAUCGAUUCGCUUUCCAUCGUAAUGCGACGCCAAUGGCAAAAGGCAAAGAAAUGGUGGAACAACCGAAAAAGGGAUCAGUUGGGGAAGCCUUCGCAGGCCAGCGAUCCAGAGAGGCAGGGCCACGAUAACCCCGUGUGCGUGGAUGAGGACCUGCCCACCUUCAACACCGCCCUGCGCCUGCCGCUGCCGCAGGACAGCCCCUUGCCCAGGACUCCCCCUCCCAACUACAGCACUUUGCGGCUAGAGACUGCGUUCACAGAGCAGCUGCCCGAUACGCUAGAGGUUGGGCAGCACUGACGCUUAUUUAUCCACCCAUCCAGGUGCCAAAAUCAGAGGUGGGUGCUGGACCCAUGUGCCCAGGGGUGAAGGGCACGCAUCCAUACGAGCACUGAAGGGCUGUUGGGUCAGACCUGUAUUCAGGGAUUGAACUUGCAGUCAAAGCUUCUUUGAGCAAAGCUCAGACACAAAAGCCGAGGGCUCAGAUACAUUAGGAACUUCAAGCAACAUCAAUGCUCAAGGUAAUCACUGCAGGAGGUGGCUGGAGCAGGAUGUGGCACUGAGCUGGGGUGUCUUGCCAGACAGAGGCAGCCACCUGCACACACCCCAUUGUACAUGGGCAGGAGUUACUCCACAGCAGAAGAUUGGUGCCUCAUUGAGUAUUAACAUUAAUUGCUCUCUGCUGUGUGGCUUGACUUGUGGGAAAAACCCAGGGCUUUCAGGAAUGCAGCAUGACAUUUGUAGGAAGGGGCAUGGCAGAGGCUUAGGAAGAGUACAAAAUGGGUAAAAGAAAAGCUCUCGAGCUGAAUUUACAUCAGGAACCUGAUUCCAAAGAUGGCCUCAGGAGCUCUUUAUUCCAAGAUGAAACGUUAGACAGCCAUAGAUGGGCUUGUAGAAUGUGUUAUGACUCCAGCUUGGGUAGGAGGAUUUGAGUCAUCCCAAAAGAAUGAUCUAAAUAGGGCACAAAAUCUAAUUUGGAUGGCAGUAAUGAACUGCAUACUCUGCAAACUUGUUUCAUUUUCCCUUGCUCAAGCCGGCCAUUAAAAGGAACCUCAGAGGACCUCAUUAGGCAGUUCCUGGCCCUGGCCACACGUGACUUCCCAGAAGACUCAAAGGGAGCUGGUGGCUCUUUUCCUGCUCAACCCUGUGCAAGGACUUCUCUCCUGGAGCCACCCAGUUCCCUGCCCGGGAGCUGGUGGUGCCCCAGGAGGGGAUUGAGCCGCUGGAGCUGCCUUGGGCGCCGCACGCAGCCCUGAAAGGAGGUGGCAGGAGGGUCCAUUGGCCUCACCAGUCCAUCAUCCACCUUGCUUCUGCCCCAUGAAUUCCACAGGGCUGCAUCAACACGCGCCGUUUGCCUCCUGCGUGUUGAGCUGUGCGGCUUCCAAUGCGCUGAAACCCGCACGGCUGCGGCGCUUGUGGUGAGACCUCCUGGCACCUGGUGCCCACUCCUGCACCACAAUCUUCCCUCCCAUAGCCGAUUCCUUGCUGCCUGGAGCGCACUGCAUAGAUGCUGAGGAUGGACAUAGCCUACAGGGAUUGGCUGCUUGGGGUUUUUGCAGAAUGAGUGAUUGUGAGCGUGUGUAAGCAUAAGAAAGUCUCUCUUCUCCUUUCUCUAUAUAAGCUUAUUUUAAAUAGGACAGGGAGAAUCCAGGAAGGUCCUUUAAUGUGCAAUAAAACAUAUUUUAACUGAAUUAUUUAAAUUGCUGAUAAACUGGGAAAAAAAUAAAUAUAUAUUUUUGA